Molecule: messenger RNA, 1797 nt
Organism: Cloeon dipterum
Lineage: Eukaryota; Metazoa; Arthropoda; Insecta; Ephemeroptera; Baetidae
Gene: Ugalt
Product: UDP-galactose transporter
Exons: 9
Coding region: 233-1351 (372 amino acids)
Biological process (GO): pyrimidine nucleotide-sugar transmembrane transport
Cellular component (GO): Golgi membrane
Molecular function (GO): UDP-galactose transmembrane transporter activity
Source: RefSeq, a predicted model, not a curated record
GCCGUCCAGGUGGAAUGUUGACCCGCUCUUUGUUGACGUGUUGACUGCCGUCGACCCUGCUGUUUUCCAUCAAAUCUCCUUGCCAUACUCACGAGGAAGGAAAGGUUUGAAAGCGCCCGUGGAAGUGAAGUCGUGGACGCCGGCAUGCGUCAUCAGAGUUUCUAUCAGGAUGACAGCAGGAACAUCAAAAUCAGCAUUGCCAAGUUUGCAGUUGAUCUGAAUUGAUAAGCUCAUGUGGCGUCAGCAGAGGGUUUACCGAUCUUAUAGCCCUGCUAAGGUGCACCAAAACAGUGUCGACACUCGCGUUAAUAUCGAGGAGCAAAGUGACACUGGCGAGCUGCUUGAGAAAAUAAAUUCCUCCGGACAAAUGCCUACGCCAACACAUACCGCACUUUUUACCAUCUCGCCGUUUGCUUCCGCGAAAUGGCUGGGAUACAUGAGUCUGUUGGUGCUCACCGUACAAAAUGCAACUCUUGGAAUCAGCAUGUCCUACGCCAGGAGGAGAGAAGGCGAUAUGUUCCUUUCAUCAGCAGCGGUGCUGUGUACAGAAGUGGUAAAACUGAUCACUGCCCUGAUUCUGGUCUACAAGGAGGAGAAAACGUUUGACCGAUGGAGACACAGUUUGCACAAGACAAUUAUACUCAACCCGACAGACACGCUGAAAGUGUGCGUUCCCUCUUUAAUAUACAUCAUCCAGAACAACCUGCUCUACGUGUCUGCCACGCAUCUUGACGUCGGAACCUACCAGGUGACGUACCAGCUCAAAAUCCUGACAACAGCCUUUUUCGCGGUGCUGAUUCUGCGCCGGUCGCUCAACAAACUGCAGUGGUCCUCUCUCGGGGUGCUCGUGCUCGGCGUGGUGCUGGUGCAGUUGGCGCAGGUGGCCGAGGGCAACGUGACCCACCUGAAGCAAAACCGCACACUGGGCCUCUUAGCUGCGGUCACGGCCUGCUUCUGUUCAGGCUUUGCCGGCAUUUAUUUUGAGAAAAUCCUCAAGGGCUCGGACAUUUCGGUCUGGAUGAGGAACGUGCAGCUCUCUUUCCUGUCUAUGCCUAUCGGGCUCAUCACCUGCUUCGUCAACGACAGCGCCACCAUCAUGGACAAGGGAUUUUUUGUUGGAUUCGACUCUUUUAUUUGGUUCGUAAUUGCUCUUCAGGCCCUUGGCGGCUUGGUGACGGCGAUGGUGGUCAAGUACGCAGACAACAUCCUGAAAGGAUUUGCCACUUCGCUGGCCAUUGUGAUUUCUUGCAUCGCCUCGAUCUACAUGUUCGACUUUGUGGUGACCUUCCAGUUCGCGGUGGGUGCCUUCCUCGUGAUUUGCUCCAUAUUCAUGUACGGAUACAAGGUGUGACCGAGGCAACACGAACGAUGCAACUGAGCAGUGCCAAUUUCGAGAAAUCUAUAUAUAUAAAUUCGUUAAGAAUUGAGAUGUGUUCUUUUAUAAUACUGCGUAUCAGAUUUUAUUAUGAUCAAUUCGUGCACAAUCCAAUUUUCCUAAGAUAGAACUGAGAUGUACAUACCUACGGCGACUUAAAUUAUUAUUUUUUUUUUCAAAUUGGUCCCCGUCUCUUGUUUGCAAUUUUGUUUGUGUUGGCGAUCUGUGAUGGAAAACAGAUGGGCUGGCCGUUUUUGGCCACACUCUUUUUCCCCCGACUGUGCGAAAUCUCUCAAGUCGUGUUUUCGUAGUGUUUAACCCCGUGGUGUCGGUGCUUCUGUUCUAACUUUGAACCUUUCGUUCCAUUUUGUGACUUUUGUUUUAUUUAUUGAAUAUAGAGGCAAAAAUUAUUGCGUCAAAAA